AUGGCAGGCUUCGGUUGGUCCGCUGGGGAUUUAGUGGCCGCAAUUUCAGUGGUUACGAAAGUAUGCAAAGCACUCAAAGAUGCCGGCGGAGCAAAAGAAGAUUAUCGCGAGAGCGUUUCGUUUCUAGAAAGCUUGAGUGUUACUUUAGGAUUGCUACACAAGUACUAUGAAGCCAACCUUAAUCAGAAUGAUCUUUCCGACCUCAAAUCCCAAAUCCUACUGAUACAGGACCCGGUCGAUGCAUUCACGAAGAAUGUGAAGCUCAAAUAUGGGCCUGAACUGGGCACACAACCAGGAAUUGGCUACCGGGCGGUGGUGAAAGGGGUCCCCAAAAAGAUCAAAUGGGCAUUAUGGAUGCACAAGGAAUCUGAGAGACUCAACAGCAGGAUUUCAACUCCCUUGGCUGCUAUCCAAAUGCGUCUAAGCAUUCAAAUCACUUCCAUAGUAUCCACUAUUCCUGGAGAUGUUUCCAACAAGAUCGAGGGUGUCAUGAGAACCGCAAUUCCAGCACUGAUUGAGCAGUCGCUAGCUCCACUCAAGGAAUUCGCAGAAAAGAAUCGAAUAGACCAGCUCACCUCCAACAACAUCAUACAACAAAAAUUGGACAUAUUACCUAAGAUUUUGGCUAGCAGGCUCGAGCCAGGGAUGGAUACACUCUAUCACCGGGAAGAGAAUUUGACUCGAGGUGGAAUGAAUGCGCUUGCAAGCAGAAAGCGGACCAUUGUUAGUGACAAUGCACUGCUGAGUAUAGUUGAAGCAGCAGCUAGUGGAUUAAUUGAAUCACACUCUACGAGCUAUAUAGCAGAGGAUGCUGGAAACAAUUCAUGGAGAGAAGCUGGCGACCAUUUUCAAGAAUUCAUUCGUCUACUUCUUCAAGGAUUCUAUAAACUCUUUAUUCGAUUGUGGCCACUUUUUGCAUCUUUUCUUAUCCAGCUGAAGCACAUAUGGCCAUUGGGAGUGCUCUCGAGAGCCGAUGCCCAAAGUGUGCCUGGCCGGUAA
This is a messenger RNA of Sclerotinia sclerotiorum 1980 UF-70, 999 nucleotides long. RefSeq lists its product with no specific name. The record is from RefSeq and is a predicted model, not a curated record. The coding region runs from base 1 to 999 and encodes 332 amino acids. NCBI's taxonomy places the organism in Eukaryota, Fungi, Ascomycota, Leotiomycetes, Helotiales, Sclerotiniaceae. The transcript has 7 exons.